AUGGAGAGUGGAAUAAUCGUACCAAGGAGCGAUCCAAAGUAUGUCAUGUCAAUCAAAUUGACGGCUGACAUGUUGGAUAGACUCACCAACGGUGGUUCUGCAAUGCAGAUUCAAUUUAGCAAUAAUGAUAACAAUUUAAAGAUAAUCAUAGAUGAUGAAGAACGUCAAGUCAGUGCAACCAACGAAGCGACUCGAGGUGUAGUUAAAACAAAGACAAGUAGUACUACUACCACUUCAUCUUCAUUGCAGACUCGACGUCAACCAAAAGCAGGUGUUGCGUAUACGACGGCAAAGACUGUAACAUCUUCUUCCAUCCCACCCUAUAUUUCACAACCUUCUCCCGUGUCAUCAUCGUCGACGUUGGUACCACCAAUACCAAUCAACAACAACAACAACAACAGUCUAUCACCCGAUACACCAAGCCCUUCUUCAUCGUCGCUUGGAGGAUUGUCACCGACCAACAAUAGAAGAACACAUUCACCCAACUCCAACUCUUCGUCUUCAUCAUCGUCAUCUUCAACAUCAACGACCAGUCUCAAACAACCACCUUCAUAUGGAUCAUCAUCAUCAUCAAUGGGUGGAGCACCACUAUUACCCGAGUUUUCAAAUGUCACCAAUGCUCAAAAGUCAAACAAACUAGUGCCAACGAUGGUCAUUUCACCACCUGUUCCCUCUAUUCCUUCAUUUGGGAAUUCUCAUUCAAAUAACAACAAUAACAAUAACAACAAUAACAACAACAAUAAUAGUAGUGGAAACGAUAGAAUGGAUACUUCAUUGGAUUAUAAAAUGGAUACUAGUAGUGGUAGAAUGUCACAUACCUCUUCUCACAACAAUAGUGGUGGUUUUACAUCGAUACCAACUCCUGGGAACAACAGUUCACAAUCAACAAAAGUUUCACCUCCACCAAGAAGAUCAAGUUUCAAUAAUAAUAAUAAUAACAGGAAAUCAAUUGAUUUACCGGUCAAUACACCAAUCCCAUAUGGAUCGUCAUCAAUAUCUGGUAAAAAGAGUCCAACAUCAACCACCCCUUCAUCAUUAUCACCAACACGAAAUUCACCUUCCUUGUCACUACCGGUAAACAAACCACCACCAAAUAACAAAAUCAACAACUUACCAGUCAACAACAAUUAUUUAUCUCCUAUUACAAACAAAGCAACCAACAGCAGAGGUGGUGGUGGUGGAAGAUCGACAUCGCCAGUAUCUUUUUCAUCGUCUCCACCCAUUUCACCAAGAGAUCCAAACAAUAUCAACGAUCCAAACAUGUCACGGCAUUCUCAUAUAAAGAAACAAGCACCACAAACGAUAUCUCUCCCUCAAAACACUCCACCACCAGCCCCAUAUAAACCAUCAGCACCACAACCUUCAUCAUCAUCAACAUCAUUCAAUACUAACAAAUCAUCAAAAACCCAACAAUCAACAAAUGUACCUAAAAACGAACAACCCAAGAUUAACAAAAAUGAACCACAACAACCACAACAACAACAACAGAUUAAUGGUGGACAUAAUAGUCAAACUAUUAAAACAAAUAAUCAAAAACCAAAAAGUAGUAAUACUACUAGUAGUUCUACCACUGGUACAAGUAGUAGUAGUAGUAGUAGUAGCAGUAGUAGUAGUAAUAGUCAAUAUCAAGUUGUAUAUGAUAAUACCAAUCAAAUGAAACCAUUCGAAAUUAAAGAUGAUCAAGACUAUCGUAAUUUAUUACAAGUCUCACAAAAGAAAUAUCAUCAAUACGAAGAGAUACAUAGAGUCAUUACAAAGGAUAUCGAUAUAUUUAACAAGUUGAAAACAAGAUUGGAAGGGUGUAGAGACCCAGAAGAAAAAGAAAAACUAAUUGAAGAGAUUCAAUUGGAAUAUGAAAAGAGAGGAGAAAAGGUAGAAAGAUUAAAGACUGAAUAUCAAAGAUUAGAAGAAGAAUUACGUUCUUUAAAGGGAACUUUAAAAGAUUAUCAAUUAUUUCACAAUAGUAACAAAAGUAUAUCUUGA
This is a messenger RNA of Cavenderia fasciculata, 1983 nucleotides long. RefSeq lists its product as uncharacterized. The record is from RefSeq and is a predicted model, not a curated record. Lineage: Eukaryota; Evosea; Eumycetozoa; Acytosteliales; Cavenderiaceae. The transcript has 3 exons. The coding region runs from base 1 to 1983 and encodes 660 amino acids.